Molecule: messenger RNA, 1616 nt
Organism: Populus nigra (black poplar)
Lineage: Eukaryota; Viridiplantae; Streptophyta; Magnoliopsida; Malpighiales; Salicaceae
Product: protein PNS1-like
Exons: 3
Coding region: 28-1413 (461 amino acids)
Biological process (GO): transmembrane transport
Cellular component (GO): membrane
Molecular function (GO): transmembrane transporter activity
Source: RefSeq, a predicted model, not a curated record
UUUGAGUGUAAAAUUUAAUAGCCAUCAAUGAAAAGAUCCAAGGAAAUGAAUAAUGAUGCAGUUACAGUUAUUAACGUGCAGAACUUCCACAUUCAAGUUCAAGAGGAAAAACUUCCAUACAUAAUCCCCAACCAGGUUGAAGAAUCAAGCAUCCAGCUUGAAACCGCAAUGGUGGCGGGGCUAAUAGUCCAGAGGCUCUUUCGAGUCCUUUUUUUUUUGCACAUAGUCCUAAUCGCCAUCCUAGUAAUCUGCCUCACCAUCCGUGGCCUACUCUCUGCCCACAGCCACCAUUUUCAUCCCAAGAAGUGGUAUCCUCCACUCCUUACUGCAACAGGAUGCGCUGGAAUUGUGGCUUUCACAUGGCAAUGGUUCACUCUCUGCAACCCUUCAAGAGCACUGAGAACAGCCUUCUGGCUUAGCCCCUUGCUAACCUGUGCAGUUGGCGUGCUGUUUGUACUAAUAGGCUCUGCUGCAGGUUUAACAAUAGGCGUAAUUGCAAUAGUUCUUGCUCUGAUCCUAUCCCUUUAUACUUGUUGGGUGAAUCCUCGAUUCGAUUAUGCCACCAAGGUUUUAUCAAUUGCUGCUACUUCCCCUCCAGCUAAGACUACAACAGUGGUCAAUCUUUCAAUCAUCACAGGCACUGUGUAUUCCUGUUUCUUGGUAUCUGGUAUUGGCGGGGCCACUGCAGUUGGAACUGUAACGGACACCUUGUUCAUUUUAGCGAUCCUUGCGAGCCUGGCAUGGAGCACGCAAGUGAUAAGAAACACGUUGCAAGUUACAAUUGCACGCGUCAAAUACCUACACUUUGCAUAUGGAGUAGAUAUGGACUUGCGAAUUGCUUUACGGGACACAUUCAAAUACUCAAUGGGAAAUGUGUGCAUCAGCUCAGUCCUUGUGCCGAUUAUUACUGUAGUCCACGGUUCAGCCCGAGCGAUAAGUUUGAUUGCGGGGGGCACAGACGAGUUCUUGUUUUCCUGCGCUAAUUGUUAUGCUGCUGUUGCUGCGACUCUGGUUAACUAUGGGAAUCGGUGGGGUCUUGUGCAAGUAGGGGUUUAUAAUAAGGGGUUUGUGCAGGCAUCCAUGGAUACAUGGGAGAUGCUGAAGAAAGUUGGGUUGGAACCUAUAAUUGACAGAGAUCUGACAGGGUCUUUCUGUUUUCUCUCUGGGAUGGCAGGAGGUGCAAUAUGCACGCUAGUUGGAGGAGCAUGGACAUUUGCAGUUCAUAAGAGCUAUGCUACAGAAGUGUCAAUCUAUGCAUUCCUGAUUGGCUACUUCAUGUGUCGGAUAGAAAUGGCAUGGCUACAAUCAUGUGUUUCAGCUUACUACAUUGCUUACACAGAGAACCCACAGAACUCGCGGCUUGACCCAGCUAUUCUAUUUCGCCUUGAAGAGUUCCAGAGAUACGGAGAUUAACAAUCAUGGGGACUUCAUCUCGCUUGCUGAGUACAGAUUCAUUGUUUUAGAUUGAAUAUUUGCACCAGACACCACGUAGACCAGGGCAACAUCAAUUGAUGUUAAAAGGCAUGUGAUUCUGCAAACACGUCAGGAUUGCAAAAAAAAAAUUCGUAAAAGAGAACUUGUCCUGUGAAUGAGAUAUCAGUCAGCUUUUAUAUUCA